Molecule: messenger RNA, 1173 nt
Organism: Toxorhynchites rutilus septentrionalis
Lineage: Eukaryota; Metazoa; Arthropoda; Insecta; Diptera; Culicidae
Product: putative odorant receptor 83c
Exons: 3
Coding region: 1-1173 (390 amino acids)
Biological process (GO): detection of chemical stimulus involved in sensory perception of smell; sensory perception of smell
Cellular component (GO): plasma membrane
Molecular function (GO): olfactory receptor activity; odorant binding
Source: RefSeq, a predicted model, not a curated record
AUGAAUUUACGAAAUAUUCUAAAAAGGCGGUUUCGGAUUCUCGAUCAACAGGCUCUAGAUCAAGAGCGCUCUAUUGAUGUGUUCAACGAUGUGAUUGCUUUUCUGCGGAAUUAUCUAUUCGUCGUUGGGAUGGAUGUUUUGGACGAAGAUUACCACUGGAACAUGCGGACCACAAUUUGUGCUCUGUCACUAGCAACGUACUUCACAUUUAUGAUUCACACUUUAUACCUCAACUGGGGCCAGUGGAUUCUGGUUUUGGAGAGUUGUACGAUAACGGGUAUCGGGUUCCAAGGUAUUGUUAAAAUGCAUGAUGGUUUGAAGCACUUCGAGUUCUUCAAUAAUCUAUACAGAGGGCUGAAGGCUAUGCAUGAACGCAAUGCCACACACAAGGAGAAUAAUCGGGUUCUGGUGUUCAGUACUUUGCUGAUUCAUUACAUUUUUAGAGCUUUUUUGCUUAUUUAUUUCUUCGCUGGAAUUGGGUUAGCCCUAUUUCCUAUGUUUAUGUACAUACGCCACAACGAACUGGUGAUGGUUAUGAGGGUACAAAUUCCAGGAAUUGAUCCUACCAAUGAGAUCGAGUUCAUUAUCACGACUAUUUAUCACGUAAUCUUACUCGGCUUGGGCAUUGCCGGAAUUCUAGCCGCAGAUUUGGCAAUUAUGGUACUAGUGCUACAUAUCGUAGGAAUCGUGGAUGUUUUUAGAAACUCAUUGAAAGAAUUGGAUCAGUUGCUAGAAGACGAAGAGCGUGACGAGGAUAUGAUUCACAGGAAAUUGUUGGACAUUUGUGUUAUGCAUAAGGAGUUGAUAGCGUACGAAGAAGGAUUAGAUUCAACGUAUGGUGUGGCGGUCUUUGUGCAAGUUCUAACAUCGGUAUCAUGUCUCGCAUUGUCUCUAUUCAUCUAUUACGUAACGGGUAAUUUCGGUAUUGGAUUGUUCAUUAUUGGAGCCUUUUUUCAACUGCUGGAGUUUUGUAUGCUCGGAACAGCACUCACCAUCAAAAAUGAGCAUAUAGAGCAGGCACUCUACGACAUCCGUUGGUAUAAGCUAUCCAAAAGGGAUCAGAAAACCUUGGGUUUCGUGCUUUUCCGAUCGCAGAAUGCUGUUGAAAUGACAAUCGGUGGGUUGGCUCUGCUGAAUAUGGAAACGUUCGUGGAGGUGGGUUUUCUGAUGUGA